Etheostoma cragini (Arkansas darter) is the source of this 964-nucleotide messenger RNA. Its product is annotated as glutenin, low molecular weight subunit-like. The transcript is spliced from 3 exons. NCBI's taxonomy places the organism in Eukaryota, Metazoa, Chordata, Actinopteri, Perciformes, Percidae. The annotation marks the transcript as partial. The record is from RefSeq and is a predicted model, not a curated record.
GUUUGAUUCAUCCAACCACGGUGAGACCUGUCGUCGCCACGACAACCACCACGGUGCAAACCUCCACUGACAUACCGACCACGGCUACACCAACAACCACACAAACACAACCCUCCACGGCCGCCACCAACGCACAAAUCACGACGACGACGCAGCCGAGUACGCAGGCUCCCGCCACAACAACAGCUCCUCCCCCCCUCAUCAUCAUCGCCACGAUGCCGCCGCACCUACAACAACAACAAUGACAACAUCCACAACAACAACAACAACAACAACAGCACCCACAACAACAACAACAGCACCCACAACAACAACAACAGCACCCACAACAACAAUAACAACAGCCACAGCAGCUUUGACGACAACAACAGCAACUCCCUCUACUACAACAACAACAACAACUCCCUCUACUACAACAACAACAACAACUCCCUCUACUACAACAACAACAACAUCUGCUACAACAACAACAGCAACUCCCUCUACUACAAAAACAACAACAACUCCAUUCACAACAACUACAACUACAACUCCUUCUACUACAACUACAACUCCCUCUACAACAACAACAACUACAACUCCCUCCACCUCUACCCCUUUUCUUCCCAUCACUGAUUGGUCGACGGCGUCUCCGGCGGCGACGCUGGUCAUCGUCCCCAAAGGCGCCGAGCAGUCGGAGCACCCGCUGCAGAACGUGAGCGCUGGCCACGGGGACGGAGGCGGGGAUGGGGGCGGGGCCACGGCGGCGGCGACACGCGGAGCGUUAAAAACCGGCAUGGUGGCGUUCCUGGUGCUCGGCCUCGCCGUGCUCACGCUGGUUCUAGCCGCCGCCGGCCGCAAGGCGAUGGAGUCCUUCGACAGACGCCAUUACACGAGAUUGGAGCUCAACGACCUGCACUACGAGGUGUAAGGACGGACAAAACUCCACGGGACACGGCGGGGGGGACGGGGGGGUUCGGUUUCU